AUGGUUUUAUUCAAGUCUUCCAGGUCUCCCCUCCCGGUCGGCUCUUCGCCCUCCCGCCGUGCCGCCAAAGGUCGGGUGAUCGGGCCCUUGGUGGGUGAAGUGCUGGGUGCCUGUGAUGCGCGGCUGGAGGGCGAAGAGCCAGGUCUGGUGAUCUAUGUGGUGGAGGCAGCCUCCUUGGUCUGCCUCCAGGCGGCGCUCGAGGCCACCGCGCCAGUCGCUCCGUGGCCAAGCUGGGGGGCUUCGUUGCAGCUGGAGCUGUGGGAGGUGGAAGGGCAGCUCUCCCUGUCCCUCCGACCGCGAGAGGAGCUCGACUGGACAUGCUCCACUGCGCGGGCGCAGAUCCCGCCCUCCGCGCCGCUUCCAUACCUGCCAUUCCGCCAGCGCUGGCACAUGGAGAUGGCAAACGGAUGA
Molecule: messenger RNA, 411 nt
Organism: Durusdinium trenchii
Lineage: Eukaryota; Dinophyceae; Suessiales; Symbiodiniaceae
Source: the annotation of a GenBank genome assembly